AUGGGGUGUAAAGGUUGUGUUUAUGGUAGUAAAUCAAAUAAUCCGGUGAUCACAUAUGAACAAUUAUACACGACAAUUAAAAAAGAUUUAAUUGAUAUGAGAAGCAUGCCUGAUGAUGAAUUACAAUGGAUCCUUCAUGCAAAGGAUCAUUUCACAAAAUUUUCAUGGGCUUAUCCACUUAAGACAAAAGAAGCUCAGCCUGUAGCAGAAAAGCUACUUCAGCAAUUCUACACAUUCGGACCUCCACGAAUCUUACAGUCCGACAAUGGAAAAGAGUUCGUAGCACGAGUUAUCAAAGAUUUGAAAAAUACUUGGUCAGAUUUGGUUAUAAUUAAUGGUAGUCCUCAAACACAAGGCUUAGUGGAACGCGGAAAUCAAACGUUAGAAGCAGCAUUAGGAAAAUGGAUGCAGUCAACAAGAUUAGCACCAGUUGUGUACGCGAUUAAUGCCAGUGAAGCACAGUCCAUUAGUAAAACACCUUAUGAGGUUGUUUUCGGACAAAAACCUCGUUCUGAUUUCGAAAUGUGGAAGCUAUUGAGUGAAACUGGUAUUGACGAUGAGGAAAAACUGCCAGUAGAAUUUAUUGAUGCUUUGAAUGAGGUUGCUUGUGGUGAAAGUGAUCUUGUUUCUCAACCCACUCAACGUGCUAAAGAAGUGACCACAGCUGUUCCAAGUGUAUUUGACGCAAUACAAUUAACUAGUACUACUAUCUCACCAACUACAACAACUGAUUUUGAACGAUCACACUCACCAUUAUCACUAAAUUUGAUUUGCCAUAAAGGGAACGAUAGAGAAUCAGAUGAAGUUGCUAAAUGUUGUAAUGCAAUGAAUCAUGAAGAAGUUUCAUGUUUUCCUUCAACUUUAUUUUCAACUGACAAUACAAAUAGUAAUAGUGGUGAUAAUAAUAGUUCAACACCGGAUAGACAUAAACGGAUCCGAGAUGAAGCUGAAGAAGCUUAUAUGAAAACAAUCGCUAAAAGACAAAGAUUAUAUGAUGAUGCUCAAAAAUUACGACAAUACCAAAUUGGAGAUUUGGCUGGCUUAAAAAUUCAUGAAGUUGAUAGAACUAACACAACACCGAAACUUUUACCAUGUAAAGUCAUUUCAAUACAAUCAUCAUCUGAUAAUAUGCAUACCUAUCGUCUUUGUACAACAAAAUGUGUUCUAUCUUCAAGAUAUGGUGUUAAUGAUCUCAAAGACUUAACAUAA
Molecule: messenger RNA, 1209 nt
Organism: Didymodactylos carnosus
Lineage: Eukaryota; Metazoa; Rotifera; Eurotatoria; Philodinida; Philodinidae
Source: the annotation of a GenBank genome assembly